AUGACCAAGUUGCAAGGACUAGAAGCAUUAAGGCACAUCAAAGCAGUUGUAUUCGAUAUGGAUGGUACGUUGUGUCUGCCUCAACCAUGGAUGUUCCCUGCGAUGAGAAACGCCAUAGGGUUGCACGACAAAUCGAUCGAUAUUCUUCACUUCAUUGAAACGCUGCCCACAGAGAAGGAAAGGAAAGAAGCGUGUAAUCAAAUAGAAGUAGUUGAAGCCAAAGCCAUGAACCAGAUGCAACCACAACCCUCCCUGAUUGAUUUGAUGAAGUAUCUGACAACCAAUGGUAUUAGUAAGAAUAUAUGUACUAGAAACGUCGGUGCUCCAGUGGAGACUUUCGUUGCAAGGUUCAUCCCACAGGAGUUUUCCAAGUUCGACCAUAUUAUAACAAGAGAUUUCAAGCCCACGAAACCUCAGCCCGAUCCAUUACAGCAUAUUGCCUCCAAGCUGAACCUAAGUCCCUCUGAAAUGAUCAUGGUGGGCGAUUCGUACGAUGACAUGAAAUCUGGUAGAUCUGCUGGUUGCCUGACAGUAUUGCUCAAAAAUCAUGUGAAUGGCCAUCUAGUGCUCGAGAACAAAGAUUUAGUAGAUGUCUCUAUAGAAGAUCUUUCAGAAAUCAUAAAACUGAUUCAAAACCUGAAUAAGAGUAGUCUCUAG
This is a messenger RNA of Saccharomyces eubayanus, 657 nucleotides long. Its product is annotated as putative haloacid dehalogenase-like hydrolase. The transcript has a single exon. NCBI's taxonomy places the organism in Eukaryota, Fungi, Ascomycota, Saccharomycetes, Saccharomycetales, Saccharomycetaceae. The record is from RefSeq and is a predicted model, not a curated record. The coding region runs from base 1 to 657 and encodes 218 amino acids.